Messenger RNA from Chelmon rostratus (copperband butterflyfish), 1907 nucleotides. RefSeq names its product sphingosine-1-phosphate receptor 4 (gene s1pr4). The record is from RefSeq and is a predicted model, not a curated record. Lineage: Eukaryota; Metazoa; Chordata; Actinopteri; Chaetodontiformes; Chaetodontidae. Gene Ontology annotation, molecular function: sphingosine-1-phosphate receptor activity. Bases 194 to 1429 code for a protein of 411 amino acids. Gene Ontology annotation, cellular component: membrane. Gene Ontology annotation, biological process: G protein-coupled receptor signaling pathway. The transcript has 2 exons.
AUCUUCUCACAAACUCAGCAUCAGCCCCAGCAGCCAGAGCGUGUGCUGUGUGCAGGCAGAGCUCCAGUGGUUAGAGUGUGAAGAUAGCCUGUUUUAUCACAGGAGUUCCACACUAAUUCCAGUGCAGCUCGUACCAGCUCAGUUCAGCCUGUUUCCACCCACAGCCUUGAUCUUUCCCAGCCCAGCCGUCACUAUGGAUGUCCUCUCCUCCCUCACUUCAGCCUCCUCGUGCCCCCACAUGUACCACUUACCCAGUCACCCCAGCAACACCACCAUAUCAGACGCAGCCACUGGGAUCAGCCAUGUGAUCCUGCGGCACUACAACCACACUGGCCGCCUGCAGAACAGGACCAUCUCAAACACCCAGAACCACAUCAGUGCCAUCACGGCCGUCUUCCUCAUCUUCAGUAUUUUCAUCAUCCUGGAGAACCUCCUGGUGCUGGUGGCUGUCAUCUCCCGCAUCCGCCACAGCCGGCGUUGGGUUUACGUUUGCAUUGCCAACAUCACUCUCAGCGACCUCCUCACCGGCGCUGCCUACGUGGUCAACAUCUGUUUGUCUGGCAGCAAGACAUUUCACCUCACCCCUGCUCUGUGGCUCUUCAGGGAAGGGAUGCUGUUUGUGGCCCUGGCAGCAUCCAUAUUCAGUCUGUUGCUGAUCGCUGUGGAGCGCUACACCGCCAUGAUGAAGCCGCUGCCCCAGAAGUCAGCCAGGAAGAGUUACUAUAGGAUCUUUGCCUUGGUGGCACUCUGCUGGGGGUUUGCCCUGGUGAUUGGCUUCCUCCCAUUGCUGGGCUGGAACUGUGUGUGCAGCCUGGAUGGAUGCUCCACCCUCCUCCCUCUCUACUCCAAGACCUACAUCUUUUUCUCACUCACCAUCUUCUUUGUCAUCCUCCUGGCUAUUGGCGUGCUCUAUGGUGCCAUCUACAGCCACGUGCACAAGAGCACACAGCUGGGCCCCCAGCGCAGUCGCAAGCGCUCCUUGGAUUUGCUAAAAACUGUGAUCACCAUUGUUGGGGUCUUCAUGCUCUGCUGGGGGCCACUGUUCCUGCUGCUACUGGUGGAUUUCUUCUGUGUCUCCCGCCAGUGUGCACCACUGUUCAGCGCUGACGUUUUCAUCGCCCUGGCUGUUCUCAACUCCGGCAUUAACCCCAUUAUCUACGCCCUGGGCAGCAGUGACAUGAGGAAGGCUAUCGCUGAGCUGCUGUGCUGCUGCUGCCUGAGGUCUGGCGUCUGUCACCCAGACACAUUCACAUCCAAGGAGACCAGCAGCACCUCUGGGAGCAGGAGGGACAGUCUGAGGAACAGUUUUAACAAGGUCAGAAAUCUGAGCGUGGCCUCUCCGCCAUCAACCCCGAGCAAGCCUCGCAGAGCACCCAAAAAAUAUCGGCUGAGCUCCACCACCAGCUGCCUGUCAGUUUCAAGUGGUUAAACCACAAUCUGCUCCCCUCCCAAGCAAACAAGACCUGUGUGCACUGAUACACAUCUAACCGUUUCCUCUCCUCCAAGUUUUGGUAUGAAUGUUCAAUGCUUUGCCUGCAGGUAAUUUUGCUGAUGAUUGCACAGCGUCAGAAAACCCGCGAAAAAUAUGAAUUUCAAACCACAGAAGACAGGAGUUUUUUUGUGUUACCAGAUAUUUCUCAGAUAUAUCUCAAUGCUUUUUACACACUUACUGGAUUGAACUGUUGUUGCACUGUAGCCUACUUGUUAUUAUUACUCAGUCAAAAUAAAAAAAUAAUGUUUUAUAUAUAUUAAGGCAGAUUAUUAAUAAGAAGCAUUACCUACAACAUGUGCAGAAUGGGAAAAUAUGUAUAUAUGUGUAUUGCAUUGUACUGUAACAAUUUGAAUAAGCCUGAUGUUUUACUGUAUAUUUACAACUGAUGGAAAUAUAAAUAAAGUUUAUUUUGCUC